Molecule: messenger RNA, 1509 nt
Organism: Closterium sp. NIES-65
Lineage: Eukaryota; Viridiplantae; Streptophyta; Zygnematophyceae; Desmidiales; Closteriaceae
Source: the annotation of a GenBank genome assembly
AUGCUCCCGCUCCUCCUCGCGUCGCUUUUUUUCUUCGGAUCGCCCCCUCUCGCCGUUUCCGCCGCUCAGAAUUCCUCUCCGGUUGCAACGCCUGCGAACGCUGGGGCUGCCGUCGCCGUAGACUCUACCGAGGCUCUUUAUAACGCGUUGCUUCGUGCCUCCGCCGGACUCGCCGCGGGCGCCGGCGGCGGCGCGAACGCGUCAGUGGCGUCGCUAGCGUGGACCGCGAGCCUGCUGCGCGGCACGGGCGUGGACCAGGAUGUGAUUAACGCGCGGAACUCGGGGCUCGGCGCGCUGCUGGUGGCGCCGACCAACUACGCAUGGCAGCAGUUCUUCGACGUGCUGGAGCGCGCCAAUGCGAAGCAACCCGCGGCGACGUGGCCAGAUAUCUUUGUGGGCUAUCCAAGCGUGACCCCAGCCGCCCUGGUAGCAGCAGCCACCAGCAUCACCACCCCUUCCUCCGCCAGCCCCCCAAACAUCACCCGCACCUUCAGCAACCUCUCCGCGCCUCUCAGCCUGGACGCCCUGUCGACCGAGGGUAAGGCCGCCUUGAGGGGCGUGCUGCUGCUGCACCUCACAGGAGCUUAUUACCUGGAGAGCCAGCUGGAAGCCAUGGCGUUUCCCAACGGCAGUGACCCGGCCCCACAGCACGGGCACAUAUACGCGGUGGGCACGAAUCAAACCAUUCAGAUCCACAUAGAGUCGGACAAGUCGCUCGUGUUCCGCGUGCCGGCCAACGCCAACACGCCUGUGCGGGACAGCCCCUACACCGCCUACUCUGUCACUGCCGCUGCCACUGUGCUGCCCGCCCUCAAGGAUGCCAUUGCUGAUGGGCGGCUGGCCGUGCAAGGCGCUGAUCAUGUGCUGGUUCCGCCCACCGGGCCUGCCAACGCGGGAGGAAAAGUUUUCAAUGUGAAUUCGCUUCUCGCCUCCUCGCUUCUCGGCGAGUCGUUGCUAGCGUCUCCAUCAUCAACAUUCCCAUCCUCCUCCUCUUCUCCGUCUCGACGUCCCCUCGCCUCGCGUAUUGUCGCUUCCGCUAGACCGCUUACGCCUUCCGUCAACCAACCCGCGUCGUCCUUCUCACGAUCGACCGUCAGCAGCAAAAUCCAACGAUGCUCGCACGUCGUACAAGGCAUCCGCGCCGUUGAGAGCUUCGACACAAGCUUUGAGUUGGACCCUCAGGCCAAGGAGGUGCUCGUCUAUCUGCUCUCGUCCGAUGUCUUCCUGCAGCAGGUGGCGACCCAGCCUGGCGUGCCAGCUGGCAUCACGGGGACGGAGUUCACUGGCGAGCUCUUCACGCCUGUGCCGUGGAGCCCCACCACGCGCUUCGGCAUGCCUCAGGAGCUGGAGAAGUACAAUGACGACAAGGAUAACUACAUCAUCAUCAACGUGCCGCCCAACUUCAUGUUCAAAGCACAGAUUUUCAAGCCUUCACGUCUGUGUGCGAUCUUCAAGGUUUUGAGAGACCAACCAGCGGGCCAGGAGGAGGGUACACAAGCAUCGUCGUAA